Molecule: messenger RNA, 744 nt
Organism: Capsicum annuum
Lineage: Eukaryota; Viridiplantae; Streptophyta; Magnoliopsida; Solanales; Solanaceae
Exons: 2
Coding region: 1-744 (247 amino acids)
Source: RefSeq, a predicted model, not a curated record
AUGGAUUUACCCAAAAGUAAGUAUACACAUUGGAAGGCGAAUUUCAUAUAUGGUCUUCCUUCUCAAUUUGCUGAAAGGGUUAGAAAAGAGCUUACGGGAUCGGGUUCCUAUAAUGAAAUAUCCUAUGAAAAUUUUACCUAUGGUCAGCUGAUAGUAGCCUGUACUCAGCAAGGUUUAGCUUUGUGCAAUGAGUUAAAAUUGGCUAGGAAAAUUAAGCUUGAUAAGCUUAAAGAAAGAUCCCAAUUAGGAGAUUUUUGUGAGCAAUUUGAUAUGGAUAAAUCGGAUUCUACUUCUCAGGAAAAAGUUGAAGAUUUAGAUUUGAAUGUUCAAACCCUCAUUGCUGAUAGCGUUCUUGAGUUAUUAAAAGAAGUUUUCGAUGAAAAACUUAGUGAAAAAAUUAUUACUAUUGCUACUAGAAAAUCUGCUGAUAGCGUCCCUAGUACUUCUAAAAUUGCUGAUAGCACUUAUACUUCUCGGAGUACUGAUAAUGAUUAUUACAUGCCUUAUUAUUUAGCUGAGAUUAAUAGACUCCUUGCUAUAAGUCAAUUAUCUGACAAAGGUACAUCUUUAAAUGAUUUAAAAAUUGAGGUUGAAAACCUGAAAAAAGAGAUUAUAUCUCUGAAGCAAAACCAAAUGAUUUGUGAUCACAAGAUUAUAAAAAUUGAGAAAGAUAUAUCUCACAAUGAUGUUUCUUCCAAAGGAAAGGAAAAAAUGUCCAAUAUAGAAAAAGAGGAUAUUUUAUAA